AUUCCUACGGAAAUCAAGUACAGGCAGCUGCACACAAAGAUUCAAAGUGCAAUGAUUUGUGAACUUGAAAAGGGAUAUGUAAAUUUAAGAUCACCUGAAAUAAGUGUUUCCAGUAUAUGGAUCAAAAGUGACACGCUAGUGGAGUUUGAACCAAUCGAGAGGAAUUGUUCAAUUCACAAUUCGACUGGGGAAUGCCAAAAUGCGACAACAUCAAAUAUGAGAUGUAUUUGGUGUGAAAGAGCUAAUAUGUGCAUUAAUAGCAAUGAUAAGGAUACUCAUGAAUUGAAAGUAGACCAUUGCCUCAUUAAA
Messenger RNA from Schistosoma margrebowiei, 309 nucleotides. Lineage: Eukaryota; Metazoa; Platyhelminthes; Trematoda; Strigeidida; Schistosomatidae. The record is from the annotation of a GenBank genome assembly.